Messenger RNA from Hibiscus syriacus, 825 nucleotides. RefSeq lists its product as uncharacterized. Bases 1 to 825 code for a protein of 274 amino acids. The record is from RefSeq and is a predicted model, not a curated record. The transcript has 4 exons. NCBI's taxonomy places the organism in Eukaryota, Viridiplantae, Streptophyta, Magnoliopsida, Malvales, Malvaceae.
AUGGAGGCCGAGUACAAGAGCGUUGUUGACAGAGCUGCAAAUGUGGUCACAAAUCCUGUCUAUCAUGCCCACACCAAGCAUGUCGACCUUGACAUACAUUUUGUGCGAGAGAAGGUUGUAGCCAAGCUAAUGAGAGUCAAUUACGUUCCUGCUACUCACCAGAUUGCUGAUGGAUUAACCAAGCCCUUGGCUCGAAAUGCCUUUGAAGAAUUUCGUGCUAAGUUUGGACAGAUUCCAUCUGUUGAAUUCUCUAAAAAGGUUCAUGAGAGAAUCGACCAUAGCAUGCGAAGAUCUAUUAUCGUGAGACUACUCGGACGUAAAAUUGGAUACAAAACGCUUCUUAACAGAAUACAACUGUUGUGGAAACCUAAAGGUAGAUUCCAAGUCGUGGAUUUGGACAGUGACUAUUAUAUCGUCAUGUUUGAAAUAGAAGAAGAUUAUAACCACGUCUUGUCAGAUGGACCAUGGACGGUGUACAUAGCUGAGAUAAUUGGUAAGGUGAUCAAGAUCGACUACAAUACACUUGUAGGAGAUCGAGGAAAGUUUGCAAGAUUAGCCGUAAUGGUUAACCUUAAUAAACUGUUGAUCCCGAGCAUUCGUAUUGAUGGCAUUGUUAGACAGCUUGAGUAUGAGUGGCUCCAUCAAAUAUGUUGUACCUGUGGAACAUAUGGGCAUUCUUUUGAGACGUGUGGUGCUUCAUCUAACACAAGCAUAACAGAGGAUAAAAACAAUAAGGAGGUACAUAAUAACCUUAAUAAAGAUAAUGAAAUAGGGUCAAUAUACGACCCUUGGAUGAUCACAGCUAGUAGGAAGAGACAACCAUGA